AUGACGUCGGGCCGACUUCGCGUCUCGGCGCGUCUUUCGCUUUUGGACAUUAAGAGAUCGCGCCUCAACGCCUGCUCUCUAUCAACCACAUCCCCAGUUCGAAGCGGCCUUUGGAAAAUGAGCUUCGGACACCUCGAUGAACGGGAUCAACGGCCCGCUAAGAAGAGAAGAUUCUUUGUCCAGGAAGAGGAUCAGAUCCCGUUCAGCAAUGGCUUCAACGCGUCUGGAGAACCCCGAGGCUUCCCCGAAGAAGCGGAUAUCAAGUCCACGGACAAACUUGUGGACAACCCAGUCUCCUCCUUGGACGGUCUGAAGUCGCACGAGGCUCAGGAGAUUGCUGAAGAUGCGGCCGCAGAGACAUUUGGAGACUCCACUACCGCAGACCGGAUCGAGAGCAACGGUGUAAAUGGCAGACAUGUGGACGCGGCAGCAGCACGGCACCCGCUGGAAGAAAUAGGAGAUGGAUUCGACAUGCAUUUAUUCAACAAUAUAGUCGGACAAGAUAUGUCACGCGAUACGGUGGAUAAGAUUCGAGCUGCUGCUGGCGACAAUAUGGAGACGGCGGUCAAUAUCUUCUUUGAUGGAUCGUGGAAGACCGCUAAUGAGAAGGAACCGGAUGUACCAGGACAGAUGCCCCAGUCAGCACCUGAAGCUGACGCUACCGUACACGCCGAGAUGGAGGAAAUCCCGCCAGCACCACCUGAUACCGAAGUAAAUGAGACGGCAGUGGAAGGUGCAGAAGUCUUGCCAUCUCAGCCGGCUCUGAGAUAUGUUGGUGCCUUUGGAGUUGCUGCUUGGGCGACCAGAAAUGGCACUGGGAUUGUCCGUCAUGGCGAGACUGUGGGCAUCGAGCGUGCCAGGACCCAGCCGAUGAUGAAGCAGGUUCGAGGGCGGAAGCAAAUCACCAACAACAAAGGCGAUGUCUUGACGCGAUUUAUCAAUACUCGGGGAGAGGAGGUUGGCCGGCUGCCUCGAGAGAGUGCUGAAUGGGUAUCCACACUCAUUGACCAGAAGAUCUGCAAGUUUGAGGGUGUCUGCGUCUAUGCUCCCGACCGGAUCCGAGUGAAUGACACCAUUUAUCUUCAGUUACGAUGCUAUCUUCGUCAAGAAGCCUUCCAACCAAGACCGCUUAGUCGACUGGCGGAUGAUAACAGAUCAACAGGCUUGUUUGAAGAAAAGGAGAGUUUAGAGGAGAAGAAUCUGCGUCUCCGUCAAGUUGCGCUAGUGAAGCUGUUUGGCGAGAUCAACCUUGAGCCCACGUCCAUGAACGAGAUGACAGCAAAGCAUAAAAAGGAGGGACUCCUUCGGGCCGCGGAAAUGGCGGAACAGUACGACAAGAGCAAGAAGGAUGCCACAAAAGACUCACCCAAUGAGUCCGAAGACGAAGGAACGCAGGAACUAGAAGAAGACCAGCUCGACACGCUAUACAAAAAGGCGCAGACAUUUGACUUCAACAUGCCGGAAGCGGAACCACCACCGACAUUUACGAUGGAUCUCCGAAAAUACCAAAAGCAAGCCCUUCACUGGAUGCUUGCAAAGGAGAAAGAUGCAAAGCAAGCCAGACAGAGCUCGAUGCAUCCCUUGUGGGAAGAAUAUACAUGGCCUGUGACUGACGUGGAUGACAAGGUCUUGCCUAAAGUCCACGAAAAAGACCACUUCUACGUGAAUCCGUACUCCGGCGAGCUCACUCUGGAAUUUCCCGUGCAAGAACAACAUUGUCUUGGUGGUAUUCUAGCCGACGAGAUGGGGCUUGGUAAGACCAUAGAGAUGCUCAGCCUUAUCCAUUCCCAUGGACUGCAGGCCGACGAACACACCGUGAAUGGCGCUGCUUCUGUUGAUACCCUCCGUCGAUUGCCCAAGGAAUCGAAAAGCACGGUGCUUGCUCCCCAUACAACUUUGGUCGUUGCUCCGACCUCUCUUCUGGCACAGUGGGAGAGCGAAGCCAUCAAGGCGUCACGGCCGGGCACAUUGAAACCCUUGGUUUACUACGGCGCUGAUAAAGCAGUCAACCUAAGGAAUCUCUGCUGCGCGAGUAAUGCUGCUGACGCUCCUAAUGUGAUUAUCACAAGUUACGGCGUCGUGUUGUCUGAAUACCGUCAGGCGUCCUCGUCACUCCCCACGCUUGGGACACAAGGUGGCUUAUUCUCUGUCGAAUUCUUACGUGUCAUCCUUGACGAGGCCCAUUACAUCAAGAACCGGCUCUCCAAGUCGGCAAGAGCAUGUUACGAACUGAAAGCCGUCCAUCGAUGGGCACUGACGGGCACUCCCAUCGUUAAUAGGCUAGAGGAUCUAUUCAGUCUUGUCCGGUAUUUGAAGGUAGAACCGUGGAGUAACUUCUCCUUUUGGAAGACAUUCAUCACGGUUCCUUUUGAAUCGAAGGAUUAUGUACGCGCUCUCAAUGUUGUCCAGACAGUCCUCGAGCCAUUGGUACUCCGACGAACGAAGACAAUGAAGACGCCUGAUGGAGAGGCCCUCGUUCCACUGCCAAAUCGGAAAAUUACCAUUGAAGAAGUGGAACUUUCCGAACAGGAGCGAGAAAUCUACGACUACAUCUAUACCCGUGCCAAGCAGACGUUUAACACUAAUGUCGAGGCUGGAACGCUGCUGAAGUCAUACUCGACCAUCUUCGCUCAGAUCCUUCGACUACGUCAAACAUGCUGCCAUCCAAUUCUUACUCGGAACAAGGCAAUUGUUGCGGAGGAAGAAGAUAUUGCAGCUGCGGCUGAUGCGUCAAAUGAGCUUAAGGAUGAUAUGGAUUUGCAGGAGCUGAUCGAUCGUUUCACGUCUUCCACUGAGUCAGCUGAAAACGAUGGUGAUCAGAGAUCCAUGGUGCGGUUUACUGCACAUGCUUUGAGGCAGAUCCAAAACGAUGCCGGCGGCGAGUGUCCCAUCUGCUCUGAAGAUCCAAUGAUCGACCCAGCAGUAACUGCAUGCUGGCACAGUGCAUGCAAGAAGUGUCUCCAAGACUUGAUUAGACAUCAGACGGACAAAGGAGAAACUCCACGGUGUUUUUCCUGCCGCGCGCCAGUCACAUCGCGAGAUAUCUUUGAAGUAGUCCGUCAUAAAUCACCCAACACCACACCCACCGGGGAGGAUCUAUAUAGUAGUACUCCUCCAUCGUCUGCAUCUCCAGCUCCCCGGAUCUCUUUGCGACGUGUCAACCCCUUCUCCCCGUCGGCCCAGACUUCUGCAAAGAUCCACGCGCUUAUGGAUCAUCUCACUCGCUUGCCUCAAAAUGAGAAGUCAGUCGUAUUCUCUCAGUUUACUUCAUUUCUCGACUUAAUAUCCCCACAGCUUACAAGGGCCGGUAUCGCCCAUGUGCGUCUUGACGGUACAAUGCCCCAGAAAGCACGAGCGGAGGUGCUCUCCCAGUUCACACGGACCGAUACUUUUGAUGAGGAGGACAUGGAGGACAUUGAAGACCCCGAUAACCCUCAUAAAAAGAGAGCGCCCUGUCAAAACUCGGCCAUGUCUAAGACCUCAUCGGCGCCUCCUGGCCGUCCUAACGUACUCCUGAUCAGUUUACGGGCCGGUGGUGUCGGGCUGAACUUAACGGCAGCCAACCAUGUCUUUAUGAUGGAUCCCUGGUGGAGUUUUGCUGUCGAGGCGCAGGCCAUUGAUCGUGUUCAUCGAAUGGGCCAACUACGAGAAGUCUCCGUGACACGAUUUAUUGCAAAGAAUUCCAUUGAAGGCCGCAUGCUCCAAGUUCAGGAGCGGAAGAUGAAUAUCGCUGGCUCCUUAGGAUUAAGGAUCGGUGGAGAUGGUGGCGAUGAGGAGAGGAAGAAAGAAAGAAUUGAGGAGCUACGGUUGCUGUUUGAUUAUACCACGCACCGCGCAGCCGAUACAUCUGACUUCUAUGACUAUUGUCUCUAUAAUCUUGUCGAUAUCGUUAGCAAGGAUGGCAAUUUCAUCUUGGAUAUUGGACUAAAAGCUGACAGAACGAUCGUUGACGCCGAAGUCCAACACCUGCGUGAGCCAGGGAAAUGGAUCUAUACUCACGGAGAAGCUAUCUUCAACACGACGUACUGGGUUUUUAUGUCCAGGUAUGAGAGUCGUGAGAAGAAUAUUGGCGUCCGGUUCACGCAGACGAAUGAUGCUUUUUAUAUCUUGAUGCUGGAAUGGCCCUGUUCGGAGGAAGUGUAUAUAGACGCACCUAUCCCUGUUUUAAAAGGUCAUUCAGUAACCGCUCUGGAUGCUGCAGGCGAGGAGAGACAAUUGCAAUGGGAGAAGAGGACCGAAGAGAGAACCGGUUCUACUUUCCACAUACCAGCAGAUGUUCUUGAGCGCGAUGAGUAUUGCUAG
Messenger RNA from Paecilomyces variotii, 4302 nucleotides. RefSeq names its product putative DNA excision repair protein. The record is from RefSeq and is a predicted model, not a curated record. Gene Ontology annotation, molecular function: nucleic acid binding; zinc ion binding; hydrolase activity, acting on acid anhydrides, in phosphorus-containing anhydrides. Bases 1 to 4302 code for a protein of 1433 amino acids. Lineage: Eukaryota; Fungi; Ascomycota; Eurotiomycetes; Eurotiales; Thermoascaceae. The transcript is spliced from 2 exons. Gene Ontology annotation, biological process: carbohydrate metabolic process.